GACCCGGUGUCGGCAGGACUGUACGCCGGCGGACCCGGCCGAAACCCAGAGGUGCGGGCCUGUUAGGGCAAGGACUCGCUUGGGCCGGACGGAGGCUCGAGCGGGGAUCUCCGAGAGUGAGCCCCGGAGCCUGCGGCUGGGCCAGCGGAGCAGGGACGGCGGGGCCCGGCCGGCUGUCGGCGUCCACCGGAGCCCGAGCAAGGCGCGCGGCGCGGUGUGGCUCCGAGAGACCGAUUUGUGCUCCUUGGAGAGUUUGUCGCAGAGGCUCAGAGCCGGAUCCUUGGGGAUUGAGGGGGGGCAGCUCCGGGGCAGAAGCGCGCUGGAGGAGCAGCCCCCUUCUCGCAGCCCUCGGAGCCUUGGGGCGGAGACAGCGAGUUCCGGAAGAAGGGUCAACCAUUUACAGUUUGUAGACAUUUUCAAGAGCAGCAGAAAAUGAAUGAAUCCCAGGGAUCAGUGUCAUUUAAGGAUGUUGCUGUGAAUUUCACCCAGGAAGAGUGGCAGCAGCUAGAUGCUGAGCAGAGGACAACAUACAGGGAUGUGAUGUUGGAGAACUACAACCAUCUUGUUUUCAUGGGGUAUGACAGCACCAAACCAAAUGUGAUUGUCAAGUUGGAGCAGGGGGAAGAGCCCUGGGUAGCAGAAGGGGAAUUCCCAAAUCAGACUCAUCCAGAAGCAGUCUGGAGGUUAAAUGACCUGAUAGAGGAAAUCCAAGAAAAUGAAUGUGGACAUGCUAAGCAAGCUGUUUACAUCCACAGCAAAACCCUGACUGAAGAGAGGCAGAAUGUACUUGACAAAACAUAUAAUGUGGAAACAAACCUUGUUCCUUCAAGCAUAAUAUCUCAUAAUUGUGUCUCAUGCAGAAAGAACUUAGAAUCUACUUCAGAAUUAAUUAUUAGUGAUGGAAGCUAUGCAAGAAAAAAACCUAAUGAGUGUGGUGAAUGUGGGAAAACGUAUGGAGAGAAACCUUACGAAUUUAAUCAAAACAGAGAAGCUUGCUCUCAAAGUGAAGAAAACAUUCUUCAGAAAAUUAACGUUUUAGAGAAACCCUUUGAAUUCAGUGACUGCAUAGAAGCCUUAGACAAUGAAACUGUUUUCAUUACUCAUAAAAGCACUUAUAUGGAAGAGAAACCCUAUGAAUGGAAUGGGUCUGAGUCAGAUUUCAUCCAGAUGUCAGAUUUUAAUGUAUACCAGAGAUCACAAAUAGAAAUGAAGCCCUUUGAAUGUAGUGAAUGUGGGAAAUCCUUCUGUAAAAAGUCAAAAUUUAUUAUACAUCAGAGGGCUCACACAGGAGAGAAGCCCUAUGAGUGUAAUGUGUGUGGAAAAUCCUUCAGCCAAAAGGGAACACUCACUGUACAUCGGAGAUCACACUUAGAGGAGAAACCCUAUAAGUGUAAUGAGUGUGGGAAAACCUUCUGUCAGAAGUUACAUCUCACCCAACAUCUGAGAACUCAUUCAGGAGAGAAACCCUAUGAAUGUAAUGAAUGUGGAAAGACCUUCUGCCAAAAGACACACCUGACUCUGCAUCAGAGAAAUCAUUCAGGAGAGAGACCCUAUCCAUGUAAUGAAUGUGGGAAAUCCUUCUCCCGCAAGUCAGCUCUCAGUGAUCAUCAGAGAACACAUACAGGCGAGAAGCUUUAUAAGUGUAAUGAAUGUGGGAAAUCCUACUACCGAAAGUCUACUCUUAUUACACAUCAGCGAAUACACACAGGAGAGAAACCCUAUCAAUGUAGUGAAUGUGGGAAAUUCUUUUCUCGGGUAUCAUACCUCACUAUACAUUAUAGAAGUCACUUAGAGGAGAAGCCCUAUGAAUGUAAUGAAUGUGGCAAAACCUUCAAUUUAAAUUCUGCCUUCAUUAGACAUCGGAAAGUGCACACAGAUGAGAAACCCCAUGAAUGUAGUGAAUGUGGAAAGCUCAGACAGUUUUCAUAUUCCCCUGAACAUCACACAAUUCCUUUAGGAGAUAAACCCUAUGAAUGUAAUGAAUGUGGAAAAACCUUCCUUGAAAACACAACCUUAAGUGGGCACCAGUCAUUACCAAAAGGAGAAAAGUCCUAUGAAUGUAAUAUAUGUGGAAAAUUAUUCUCUGAGUUAUCAUACUACACUGUACAUUAUAGAAGUCAUUCAGAAGAGAAGCCCUAUAGAUGUAGUGAAUGUGGAAAAACCUUCUCCCAUAAUUCAUCCCUCUUUAGACAUCAGAGAGUACACACAGGAGAGAAACCCUAUGAGUGUUAUGAAUGUGGAAAAUUCUUCUCUCAGAAGUCUUAUCUCACUAUACAUCAUAGGAUUCAUUCAGGAGAGAAACCCUAUGAAUGUAGUAAAUGUGGAAAAGUCUUCUCUCGGAUGUCAAACCUCACUGUACAUUAUAGAAGCCAUUCAGGAGAGAAACCCUAUGAAUGUAAUGAAUGUGGAAAAGUAUUUUCUCAGAAGUCAUACCUCACUGUACAUUAUAGAACUCAUUCAGGAGAGAAACCCUAUGAAUGUAAUGAAUGUGGGAAAAAAUUUCACCACAGAUCAGCUUUCAAUAGCCAUCAGAGAAUUCAUAGGAGGGGUAAUAUGAACAUACUUGAUGUGGAAAACCUCCUGUGAAGUCAUUUAAAAAACCCUCUGCAUACAAUAAAUAUGGGAAAUCCAACAGGGAAUCAGAUAUCUGUUUGAGAGUGUUUUUGUGAACAGAAAAGCAUGUAGGCGUUAGACUCAUUUUAAUCUGAGUUUUCAUAGAGAAGAAUCCCUAAAAAUAGCAAUGAACAAAGACUUCAGCAGGACCCUACAACUCAAUGGACAAUAAUUUAUGCAGUAGUAAAACCUUAUGAAUAUUUAAUAUUUAUUUUGGUUCAAAUUAUAUAUCAGGGAGUCAUACCAAGGCAAAAUCCAAGUGGUGAAUGUGAAAAAUAUAUUGUCUUGGAAAUUGUUAUACUACAAGCCAUAUUUCAGAUGGAACAUCAAAUGUUUCUAGGCAAGAUAUCAGAAGCUGUCAGCUCUAGAUAAACCACUGUACAGGAUGAAGUUCUAAAAUCAGAAGUUGAUAAUGAAGACAGUCAUAGUGAAUACAUGUAUUGCAGUUUAUCAAAUGCAGUUUUUAAAAUGCAGUCUAAUAGCAAUUCUAUGCAAUUUUGUGUAAGUGCAGAUUUAAAUAUGUGAAAAGACAGCAUUAUAAUUUGAAUGUUAAGAUGACAACAUUUAUUAAUGGGAUAUUGUUGGUGAGUUGUGUGGUAGGUACAAAUUAGUUAAAUAUCCAAUUUUCUAUUCUUUAGAGGUAUUUACAAUGGGUUUUUAAUGAAUGCCCCCAUCAGUAGGGGAGGCAGUGGUUUUGUAAAGUUUUUAACUGCAUUUGAGCAAAAAAGAAUUUUUAGAAUAUUUUCAUAGGCUACAUAGAUAAUUGGAAUUGAAUAUUUUAACAAAAGGACACCUAUAUUCAUACUCUAUAAAGUGCACAGAUCUCACAUUACUCUGUUAACCCACAAAUUUGUGCAGUAUGCCACUAUUAUGUAAUUCAGAUGUUUUAGCUGCUCUUUUAUUUGGUAGGAAUAUGGUGUCAUUUUGUACACUGCCUCUUACUCCCAACAUUUUGAAAAAGUUAAUACAAAGUUCCAGCAGACUAUUUGGUUCACGAAUGCACUGUUUUCCUCCUCACUUUUUGCUGGAAGUGUUUUGGUGUCCGUCUUUCUUGACAGAACACAAGAUACAGCCUAAAAAGUCUCAGUCCAUCAUGAAUUCAUUAUAAUUUCCAGUAACUUGUUUAUAGUGGGUACAUGGCCCCAUAUUGGGUCAGUAAAUUAAAGAUGGGUUUCUUCUUCUGGGAAAUGGUUAGAACUGAUCAAAUGGGUCUUAUUCCUGGACCG
This is a messenger RNA of Condylura cristata (star-nosed mole), 3839 nucleotides long. It is a transcript of the gene RBAK, whose product is annotated as RB-associated KRAB zinc finger. Lineage: Eukaryota; Metazoa; Chordata; Mammalia; Eulipotyphla; Talpidae. The record is from RefSeq and is a predicted model, not a curated record. Bases 433 to 2586 code for a protein of 717 amino acids. Gene Ontology annotation, biological process: regulation of DNA-templated transcription. The transcript is spliced from 5 exons.